AUGCCGCCCCCCACUCACCUGCGGCGGCGGCGCGAGCUCCGCUGCCCGCUGGAGCGCGAGUGUGGAGGCGGGGCGGGCGAGGGGAGCCCUGGAGCCGCCCCCGCGCAGAGGGCCGCCGCCGGGGGGGGGGGGGGGAAGGCGGGGCCGGGCGGGCCGCGCUCAGCCCGUGUCCGCUGCAGAGGCGGGAGCGGCACCGGGCGCGACGCCGCCGCCGCCGCCGCCCCCGUCCCCGCGCGCGCGAGAGGGAGCGACGGAGGGACAGAGGGCUCGGGGCGCGCGGCGGAGACGGGGAACGGGCACGGGGGGCGGCAGGGCCCGGGGCGCGCGGGCGGCACCCGCUUCCGGCAGAGGGCGGUGCGGGGCAAGCGGCCGGCAGCUGCUUCCGGUGCCGUGGCAGAUACUUCUACAAAUGCUUUAAUAGAACGAUUGCGUUUAAAAUACCAACAAAAACCAUGGACUGAAACUCUGAAACUCGUCCAUUUUUGCAUAGAUAAGCCACGGCCUGUCAAUAAUGCUCCAGAUGGUCCAUUGCCCUCCUGCAUGGAGAAGAUACAGAAGGCAUUAAAUGUUAAAUCUUUGUUUUCUGUGAUGAACAGAUUGGAAUCUUUAUCCAAACAAAAAGGGCUUAAUGCUCAUAUUAGCCCCAGUGGGACUGCCUGCUACAUAACAUCAAACAUGUUUUAUAUAGAAGUUCAGCUGGAGAAGGAUGGAAAGGUGAUGGAUGUACAGUUGGCUCACCUUGGAGAAAGUCCUGUGGUUUGUGAUGACUUGGUGCAGUAUCUAAGGAUGAAGAAUUAUGAUGCCUUUGGAAAGAUUCUAGAAGACCUGUCAAAUCUUUAUAAGACUCCAGGAAACAGUGAAAUGAAAGCUAAGGGAUACUUGGCUUUGCAGGCCCUUGAAAAAGAUCUCUAUUCAAUGUCUCUUCUAGACAGAACACAGGAUGUAAACAGAAUUACUGAAGUACUUCAUGGAAAAGUAGGACACCUGGUGCCAAGAAUCGGAGGAAUGCCUAUGAACAUUGAAUUUUACAUUUCUCCCUACCAAGUUUUGGAAGAAGAAUUAAAUCCUGGUGCCCAGGUAUGUGGAACAAAAGCAAUUGUAACUGUUGAAGGCACAGACACGCUCCACAAACUUCCUCUUUCUCCACUGCUUGUAGAUUCUCAAGCUGGAGAGGACAGUAACCCUGCUUUUUUGCCACUGACUGAUGGACUCAGUGUGGAUUUGCUAGCUUUUUUUGUGCUGAAGUUUUACCAGCCUAUUCCUAUGUCCUCAUCCAGUAUUGAAGAGAUACAGAGGCUCACAGGAAUUCAGGUUACUGCCUUGAAACUGGCACCUCUGUAUGAGCUGAUUAUUCACUGUGCCCUUAAAGAGAAAUGCGGUGAAGACUCGUCUACACCCAUGCCCUGUUUCUUUGUGUCUCUUCCAGAUUGCCCUAAGCACUGUUACUUCAUAAACAAGGGCUCAGAAAAAUCAGAUGUAACAGGAGCUUUGGUCAAUAAGAUCCCUUUUAGCCAUCCAAAGUGUGUGCCUGGUGUAAUAGAGAUUCUUCGACAUCAAGUGGCAUUUAACACUCUUAUUAGCAGCUGUGUCUCUGAGAAGCAUAUAAAUGAAGAUGAUUCAGAACUGCUUUACUUUGAAGUGGUACCACACAAGAACACCAGCUUUUCUGUCUUCUUCCCUCAUCCUGUGAAAGAAAAUUUGGCCUCUGAGAAGUCCAAUGUCACCUUCAUUUAAAUCCUCAAGAUCCAAGUCUAA
Colius striatus (speckled mousebird) is the source of this 1755-nucleotide messenger RNA. RefSeq names its product mediator of RNA polymerase II transcription subunit 1-like. Gene Ontology annotation, biological process: regulation of transcription by RNA polymerase II; cellular response to thyroid hormone stimulus. The transcript has 16 exons. Gene Ontology annotation, molecular function: nuclear retinoic acid receptor binding; nuclear vitamin D receptor binding; transcription coregulator activity. The record is from RefSeq and is a predicted model, not a curated record. NCBI's taxonomy places the organism in Eukaryota, Metazoa, Chordata, Aves, Coliiformes, Coliidae. Gene Ontology annotation, cellular component: mediator complex.